AAAAAGUCGCCGCAUGGUGAUGCAUGUGCAUCCGCCUUACGCUCUUACCUACUUUUUUUCUUAAGUAAAGGGUCACUUUGAGGAAAAAGAGGUGGAUGAGAAAAGACGUGUUUGAGUGAAAAAAAAUGUUUCCUGAAGGAAAAAAAAAGUUUUCCUGGGGUUAGAUGAGAUGUGUUUGUUGCUUAAAAAAUCCAGUGACGCGUGUUUCAGACGCGCUUAUAAAGCGGACUUUGGUCUCGCUGUGUCCAUAGCAGCACUGCAAGCGAACACAAGCGAGCGCAUCUUCCACUCUCCACAGUUCAGCCAUGGCACCAGCUUUGGACGUUGAGCGUUUUGACCUUCAGUAUGAGUUCAACAACACGGAUCACCGGACGGACCUGAAUGGCGUGGACCGCCUCAUUGUGAGGAGAGGCCAGCCUUUCACCAUCACUCUACAUCUUCGCUCCGGGACCUUCCGGCCAGGAGUGGACACCUUCAGCCUUGUUGUUGAGACAGGCCCAUGUGUUUCCCAGGCCAGUGGCACCAUGGCCACCUUCCCUGUAGGAGAGUCUGUUGACCGCAGCCAGUGGAGUGCCACAGCGUCCAGCUGUGCUGGAACUGAAGUCAACCUGUCCAUCUGCUCUCCACCAGACGCUCCCAUCGGCCUCUACUCUCUCAUCCUGCAGGACAGGGACACUAGUGUCCCAGCUGGGAAGUUUGUGCUGCUCUUUAACCCCUGGUGCUCAGAGGAUACUGUGUAUAUGGCUGAUGAAAAGAAACUGGAGGAGUAUGUUUUGGCCCAGGAUGGUCUUAUUUUCCGGGGCAAUUACAAAUUCCCCGUUCCAACCCCUUGGAACUUCGGACAGUUCGAACCCGGGAUCCUGGAUGCCUGCCUGCGCAUUCUGGACAUGAAUCCCAAAUUCUUCAGGAAUCCAGAGCAGGACUGCUCAGGGAGGAGGAACCCUGUGUACGUCACACGGGUUGUGAGUGCAAUGAUCAACUGCAAUGAUGAUAAGGGGGUCCUGUAUGGCAGAUGGGACAACAGUUACUCGGACGGAGUGAAUCCCAGCAGCUGGAAUGGCAGUGUGGAGAUUCUCCGCAAUUGGGACUCCAUGUCCUGCCAGCCUGUGAGAUACGGACAGUGCUGGGUGUUUGCUGCUGUGGCCUGUACGGUUCUUCGAGCUCUGGGAAUCCCAACUCGCGUCGUCACCAACUACAUGUCUGCUCACGACACCAAUAGCAACCUCGUCAUUGAGCGCUACUUCGAUGAAAAUGGGAGUCCGCUCAAGAAAACCCGAGACAUGAUCUGGAACUUUCACUGCUGGGUAGAGAGCUGGAUCAAGCGCCCAGAUCUAAGUCCAGACUUCAGUGAGUGGCAAGCUAGUGACCCGACACCCCAGGAGAAGAGUGAAGGUGUUUACUGCUGUGGGCCUGUCCCCGUAAAAGCUAUCAAGGAAGGAGAGCUCACUUUCAAGUAUGAUGCACCCUUUGUAUUUGCUGAGGUCAAUGCCGAUGUGGUCAGCUUCAUAAAGCGUAAAGAUGGCACUGAGGACAAGAUCAGAGGCACUGUCACAGUGGGCCAGUCCAUCAGUACCAAGAGUGUGGGCAGUGACGACCGGGAAGACAUCACCCAUCUCUACAAGUACCCUGAGGGCUCAGAGGAGGAGAGGCGGACCUUCAGGAAAGCCAACCACCAGAACAAGCUGCUGCAGCCUCCCCCCGAGCCGGGCCUGCACCUCAAGAUCAAGACGUCGAAGGACAUGAAGAAGGGCUGUGACUUUGACGUGUUCGCUGUCAUCUCCAACAACACCCCCAUGGCCAAGCUGUGCCGCCUCAUGUUCUGCGCCAGGGCUGCCUUCUACAACAGCACCACAGGCAAGGAGUGUGGCAUGAAAGACCUGCUCAACGUGCAGCUCUCGCCCAGUGAAGAGAAGACCGUUCCUCUAAGGCUGAAUUACACAAAGUAUGGGGAGGUCCUCACCCCAGACAGCCUCAUCAAGGUCGUGGCUCUGCUCAUGGACUACCACACCAAAGACGCCAUCCUGGCCAUGCGAGACAUCGUCCUGGAGGACCCAAAGAUCAAAAUCAAGAUCCUGGGGGAGCCCAAGCAGAACCGCAAGCUGGCCGCUGAGAUCAUUCUGCAGAACCCGCUGGCGGAGCCCCUGGAGAACUGCACCUUCUGCCUGGAGGGAGCCAACCUCACCGGCGGGAGGACCAUCAGGGAGACGAUCGGUUCCGUGGGGCCUGGCAAGGAGGCGAAGGUGAAAGUCUACUUCACCCCAACGCACUGGGGCAUGAGGAAGCUGAUGGUGGAUUUCAACAGCAACAAGCUGCACGAUGUCAAGGGCUACAGGAAUGUAAUCAUCGGCAAGUAGAACUUCAGCUCUGGAGAAACCAUCCCAGGCCGUCUGACGGAACAGUCCUGUGACAGAUUCGAGCACCGUGAACAUCUCUACAAAUGUAUCUAAACUCUAUUACUGUCUUUUUUUUCCCUCCUGGAGUUGUGCUAUAUAGUACUUUUCUUACCACAGUUUUUAAUAUCUUGUAAUGAAAAUUUUUAUAUUUGAACUUGAUCCAAAAGCUGAGAAUUGACAUUUUUCUGGUCCAUUUAAAAAGACUCUUCACUUAAAAUUUGCAAAGAAGCUUCCUUCCUGCUGAGAAGUGAUGGGUUUAUCAGAUGAAUGACAAAAGGAAAGUAUUAAGGAACAGCCCCUGAGGCCGUGGUCUUUCAGUGUAAAAUGAAAGUUUAACUAGUGAGACAGCUGCAGUUUCAACUCCCGUCUAAGUAGAAAUUACUACAUUUUAGAAAUGCAUGCAUACAAGUGCCAAACUCUCCACACAUAUGGCGGCAAGGAAAUAAAAUCAGAUUCAGAAUGAUGCAUAUCUCUAUGUUGUGCAGUUCCAGAACUGUGCUUUCCCAAGAUGAAAUAAGACCACCAGGACACUCUGAGGCAGGACUGGGAUUUGAAAUCGUCCCUUAACCGAAAGCAAUGAAUGUGUAAAUUAAGCAUUACGCUUGCAUACAUGGGUGUUCCUCCUUAACUGCGUGCAAUACAUCCUUUAUACUGAUCAGCCAUUCAGUAUAACUGCUAUAAAUCAGACCAAAAAUAAAACAGGUAGCACCUAAGAGCAGUUAACUCUCAAUCAAAGUGCAAAUUAGGUAUUGUAUAUAAUUAUUCACAAAUGUUAUUAAUUUCAUAAGUUAAUAACAUAAUUCAAACAAUGAUACUCAAUCUCACAGAGCAUUCAGACUUUUUAAAAUCCCUUCCUGUCUUUGUGUCCCAGUAAUCAGUCCUCCAGCACAAGUGUUCCUCAUCGUCGUAGUUCUGAAGCUGUUUUGUGAAAGUAUGCCUGUCAAAUACAUUCUCUUCUCACUGAGACCCAGAGUCAUUUUUAGGAAGACUUAAUUUAGUGAGAAUUUCCUUCUUUUCUUUUCCCUCAAAGGGAAACAAAUACCAAAUAUGUUUUUGUGACAAAGGUUGAAGCAGUACAGCCUUCCAGCAAUAGCUUAUAAAAUAUUUUGUAUGACAGCUUCUCUGUGAAAGUUUUCUAUACUUUAAAAAUGUGAA
This is a messenger RNA of Lepisosteus oculatus (spotted gar), 3548 nucleotides long. It is a transcript of the gene tgm2b, whose product is annotated as transglutaminase 2b. The record is from RefSeq and is a predicted model, not a curated record. Gene Ontology annotation, cellular component: mitochondrion. Gene Ontology annotation, biological process: peptide cross-linking. Gene Ontology annotation, molecular function: protein-glutamine gamma-glutamyltransferase activity. Lineage: Eukaryota; Metazoa; Chordata; Actinopteri; Semionotiformes; Lepisosteidae.